CUGGAUUGCCCAAAUAAACUACGCUUCGCUUUCUGCAACAACAUUGCUAAAAUAAGAUUUAAGAUAAAAGACUGGAUCCGAUUCAUGUCACAGCAUUCCGGUUCGGACUACCUUUUUCGCGGCGGUGCUAGUGGCGGAGACUUGGCGCCGGAAUAUUCCCUCUUUACGCCUCCUCCUUCUUCCUAACCUAACCUAACCUUCUUCGCUUCAAAACCACUUCAUCUCCUCACUCGUAUCUCUCAUUUCCCUUCUCCGAUUCGCUUCUUCUCCUCGCUUAUCGAUCUGCUUUCUACAACCUUUCUAUAGACAAACCUCAAUUUCUCAGCUGAUUUGGUGUGAUUCGACUUUCACUCGCGUCAAUUUUCAGUUUUUUUGGUGGAAGGAAGAUUGAUAUGCUCUGUGACUAUGUCGUUGAAAAGCAUAGUAAGAGAACUGAAGGAGAUGAGAGACGGGAUUGGCAACAUGUCAAAGCGAGGUGUGGAGAGCAGGCGUUGGAAUGGUCGAACAAAGUCACAUGUUGCUCCAGAUAUCACUCUAACUUCACUUGAACCGAUUCAGCAAGGGCAGUGGGCGCAUUUACCCCCUGAGUUGCUGCUGGACAUAAUAAGUAGGGUGGAAGAGAGCGAGACUACCUGGCCUGCACGUGCCGUUGUUGUUCAUUGUGGUUCAGUUUGUAAAUCUUGGAGGGAUGUUACCAAAGAAAUUGCCAAGACUCCUGAACAAUGUGGAAGGAUCACAUUUCCUAUUUCGUUGAAGCAGCCCGGGCCACGGGAUUCUCCAAUACAGUGCUUUAUCAGGAGGAACAGAGAAACUUCUACAUAUCUAUUAUACAUUGGCCUGGUGCCAUCGGAGAACGAGACUGAUAAGUUGCUACUAGCUGCCAAAAAGGUAAGAAGGGCAACAGGGACAGACUUUAUUGUGUCUUUGGUUGCAGAUGACUUUUCUCGCUCCAGCAACACAUAUGUUGGAAAACUCAGGUCUAAUUUUUUGGGUACCAAGUUCACUAUUUAUGACAGCCAACCACCACACGGAGCUGCAAUUCAACAAGAUAGUGGGUCUAGUAGGAGAUUCCAUUCUAAGCAGGCAUCUCCUAGAGUUUCAGCAUUUAACUAUGUUGUUGGCACCAUUGCCUAUGAGUUGAAUGUUCUCCGUGCAAGAGGGCCAAGGAGAAUGCAUUGUACCAUGAACUCCAUACCUGUCUCAGCUAUUCAGGAAGGGGGCACUGCUCCAACACCUACGUCUUUCCCUCAAAUCAUUGACAAGCCUUUUUCUCCCUCACCAGCUCUAAAAGGAAAAGGUCCAAGUACAGAUUUAAAUAAUGUAAACCUCCCUAAGCUAGCAGUACCUAGUCAAGGGUCAGCUGAGCCCAUGGUACUAAAAAAUAAGGCUCCUAGAUGGCACGAGCAACUGCAAUGCUGGUGCCUAAACUUCAAGGGUCGUGUUACAGUGGCUUCUGUUAAAAACUUUCAACUUGUGGCCGCUGUUGAUCCAUCUCAUAAUGUUUUAGCUGCAGAACAAGAAAAAGUAAUCUUGCAGUUUGGAAAGAUUGGAAAAGACAUAUUUACUAUGGAUUACCGUUAUCCGCUCUCUGCCUUCCAAGCCUUUGCCAUAUGUCUGAGCAGCUUUGACACCAAACCAGCUUGUGAAUGAAACCAAUGGCACUGGAUCAUCUGCUGAUUUGUAUCAUACAUGUAAUGUGCCAGGCACAGUUCCCUCAGGCUUGGUGGGGCAUGCAACUGAGGGGCUGUGCAGUCUUUAGUAUUUCCCAUUGUGUUAGUUCAUUCUGGAAUUUAACUUUAUGCUGUUUCAUAGCGCUGCAACUAAAAGUAAGCUUAGUGAAUCUUCACUUUUAUAAUAUAAAGUCUCAUUUUAUUUCUCACAAA
Vigna umbellata (rice bean) is the source of this 1883-nucleotide messenger RNA. The record is from RefSeq and is a predicted model, not a curated record. NCBI's taxonomy places the organism in Eukaryota, Viridiplantae, Streptophyta, Magnoliopsida, Fabales, Fabaceae.